Molecule: messenger RNA, 816 nt
Organism: Pistacia vera
Lineage: Eukaryota; Viridiplantae; Streptophyta; Magnoliopsida; Sapindales; Anacardiaceae
Product: pentatricopeptide repeat-containing protein At1g64583, mitochondrial-like
Exons: 3
Coding region: 1-816 (271 amino acids)
Molecular function (GO): protein binding
Source: RefSeq, a predicted model, not a curated record
AUGAUUCAUAUGCAACCCAAACCACCAAUUUCAUCAUUCAACCAGUUGUUUGGAGCACUGGCUAAGAAAAAGUUUUAUGAAGAUGUUAAUUUGCUUUACAAGCGAGUGGAUUCAAUGGGGUUGUUGCCAGAUUUAAUUACUUUGACUAUUUUGAUUCAUUGCUUUUGCAAUGUGGGUCGAGUUUGUGAUGGUUUUGUUGUUUUGGGGAGGAUUUUGAGGUGGGGUUCUAGCCCUGGUGUUGUGACUUUGAAUUCUUUGAUUAAAGGUUUGUGUUUGGAGAAUAGGAGUAUGGAGGCUGUGGAAUUGUUCAAGAAAACGGCUGUGUUUGGGGUUAGGCCUAACGUGAUUACAUGUGGGACUUUGAUUAACGGGUUGUGUAGAACAGGUGAUACCAGUAUUGCACUUAGGAUACACGAAGAGAUGGUGGAUCAAGGUUUGCAGCCUAAUGUGAUAAUGUAUAAUACAGUGAUAAGUGGGUUUUGCAAGGAGGGGAAGAUGGAAGAAGCUAAUGGGUAUUUGGAAUUAAUGAUUCAAAGAGUUGGGGAUGCGUGGAAACUGUUUGAUGAGAUGAAACUUUAUAAUGUCGCACCUGAUUCAGUUACAUAUAAUAUUUGGUUAAUGGGAUAUGCAAGAAUGGCAGUGUCUGGAAGUACCAAAAUUGUUUUUUCAGUGGAUUCUGCUUUCGGGAUGGAUAUAAUAAAGAGAAUGCUGCAGAAUGGGCACCAACAAAGCUCAGCUGAUGAAAGAGCUGGGGAGAAUAAAGUGGUUUUGGAUCUCUCAUAUGCACAUAUGCAAGCACAAAAGUUUGGGCUUUGA